This is a messenger RNA of Piliocolobus tephrosceles (Ugandan red Colobus), 2005 nucleotides long. It is a transcript of the gene ARG2, whose product is annotated as arginase 2. The coding region runs from base 132 to 1196 and encodes 354 amino acids. Lineage: Eukaryota; Metazoa; Chordata; Mammalia; Primates; Cercopithecidae. The record is from RefSeq and is a predicted model, not a curated record. Gene Ontology annotation, cellular component: mitochondrion; cytoplasm. The transcript is spliced from 8 exons. Gene Ontology annotation, molecular function: arginase activity; manganese ion binding.
UGUGGCGGUGACGUCACGGGGCGGGGCGGAGGCUGGAGCGAGUAGGUAGGCGCAGCGACCGGUGGUGGCGCUCACUCCCGGCUUCCAGCCGCCUUGAGCCUCUGCCUUGGAGAUUCUCAGUGCCACGGAUCAUGUCCCUAAGGGGCAGCCUCUCGCGUCUCCUCCAGAAGCGAGUGCAUUCUAUCCUGAAGAAAUCCGUCCACUCUGUGGCUGUGAUAGGAGCCCCGUUUUCACAAGGGCAGAAAAGAAAAGGAGUGGAGCAUGGUCCCGCUGCCAUAAGAGAAGCUGGCUUGAUGAAAAGGCUCUCCAGUUUGGGCUGCCACCUAAAAGACUUUGGAGAUUUGAGUUUUACUCCAGUACCCAAAGAUGAUCUCUACAACAACCUGAUAGUGAAUCCGCGCUCAGUGGGUCUUGCCAACCAGGAACUGGCUGAGGUGGUUAGCAGAGCUGUGUCAGAUGGCUAUAGCUGUGUCACACUGGGAGGAGACCACAGCCUGGCAAUUGGUACCAUUAGCGGCCAUGCCCGACACUGCCCAGACCUUUGCGUUGUCUGGGUUGAUGCCCAUGCUGACAUCAACACACCCCUUACCACUUCAUCAGGAAAUCUCCAUGGACAGCCAGUUUCAUUUCUCCUCAGAGAACUACAGGACAAGGUACCACAACUACCAGGAUUUUCCUGGAUCAAACCUUGUAUCUCUUCCCCAAGUAUUGUGUAUAUUGGUCUAAGAGACGUGGACCCUCCUGAACAUUUUAUUUUAAAGAACUAUGAUAUCCAGUAUUUUUCCAUGAGAGAUAUUGAUCGACUUGGUAUCCAGAAGGUCAUGGAACAAACAUUUGAUCUGCUGAUUGGCAAGAGACAAAGACCAAUCCAUCUGAGUUUUGAUAUUGAUGCAUUUGACCCUACACUAGCUCCAGCCACAGGAACUCCUGUUGUAGGGGGACUAACCUAUCGAGAAGGCAUGUAUAUUGCUGAGGAAAUACACAAUACAGGGUUGCUGUCGGCACUGGAUCUUGUUGAAGUCAAUCCUCAGUUGGCCACCUCAGAGGAAGAGGCGAAGACUACAGCUAACCUGGCAGUGGAUGUGAUUGCUUCAAGUUUUGGUCAGACAAGAGAAGGAGGGCAUAUUGUCUAUGGCCAACUUCCUACUCCCAGUUCACCAGAUGAAUCAGAAAAUCAAGCACGUGUGAGAAUUUAGGAUAUACUAUGCACUAACAUGUUUCACAACGGGCAUUCCAGAAUUAUGAGGCAUUGAGGGGACAGACAGAUACAAAAUGGUUGUCUGGGUCAAUACUGCCUUAAUUAGCCAGGUGUCUAAUGUGUAAGAACAUUUACACAUUCUCACAAUUGUAAAGUUUCCCCUCUAUUUUGGUGACCAAUACUACUGUAAAUGUAUUUGGCUUUUUGCAGUUCACAGGGUAUUAAUAUGCUACAGUACUAUGUAAAUUUAAAGAAGUCAUAAACAGCAUUUAUUACCUUGGUAUAUCAUACUGGUCUUGUUGCUGUUCCUUCACAUUUAAGUGGUUUUCCAUUUUUCCUCCCUCCUCCCACAGUUUGGCUACCCAGUGCAUACCUGAACUGUUAGCCCACAGCAGCAAUAUGUUUAUUCUAUCCACAUCCCUAACAUCAUGCAUUCACAAGGUCAAAGUUCUGGUCCACAAACCCUUCCCUAUAGAAGUUCAAUGGUUGCGAAAGAAUUUGUAGUAAACCAGGCCUCCCAGGAUGGCGAGCUCCAGUAAGAUGAUAAUGGAAAGCAGCAGCUUGUUGGUUGUCACUCUACCAAGAGAAGCAAAGUGGGGAGUAGUCAGAAGUUUGGAUAACCUGCCUUCUAAACAUUUUGGGGUUAGACCUGGAACCACGGCUGGAUACUCUCAGGCUGUUUGUUUGAUCACACAGCCACUUACCAGGAAGUACUCACGAGGUUCUUUAGCUGUCAUUUAGGGAUAAUACUGUCUACCUCACAGAAAUGUUAAACUGAGACAAUAAAAACCAAAGCAUAAAAAUGGA